AUGUCACAGUGGGUGUCACAGAGCGGCCAUUGUGAUGCGCGAAGCUUGGAGCAGAGCAAAGGCUGCCGGGCUCAGGCAGAGCGUCAGUGCGGUCUGGUGAGGCGCAGAGAGAGCAAGGACUCUCGCAGUGCUCGCUAUCAACGCACAAUCAUGUCCAAUAGGAAGAGGAAGGCCUCCGGCUCGCAGGAGCCAGUGUGCAUCCUGUGUGGCCGGGCAGAUGUCGACCCGGACAUCUGCGGGAACAUGCUUUCUGAAAGUGGGAUUCAUGUCCAUGAGUUCUGCUUGGUGUUUGCCAAAAUCCCUUCUGUAGCAAGACCAACACAGUCGGGAACUUUGGGCCUCCCUGUUGAUGCCAUCAGACGUACAGUCAAACAGGCCAACAAGCAGCAAUGCUUUGUUUGUGGCGAGAGGGGGGCUGCCAUCACAUGUGUGGCGAGGAGCUGUCAGCGAAGCUUCCAUCUGCCCUGUGCCAUGGACGGGGAAUGUGUCACCCAGUUUUUUGGGAACCACAGGACCUUCUGUCCGGAGCACCGCCCUCAACAGGACAUUUCCGAAGCUCCAGCAGAAGGCACCCACUGCGUCAUCUGCCUUGAGCCUGUGGGGGACAGCUUGUCCUAUCAUACCCUGGUGUGCCCAGCAUGCCAACAUGCCUGGUUCCACCGGGGCUGCAUCCAGCAACAGGCCUUGAUUGCUGGCUCUUUGUGCUUCCACUGCGCUGCUUGUCGAGACAGCAUUCUGUUCUUUGCAGAAAUGAUUAUUCUGGGGAUCCGAAUCCCAUUAAGAUUACCAGCAUGGGAGGACAACAACGCAUAUGAAGCAGUUGUCCAGAGGCACAGCCACUGUGAUGCCAGCGAAUGCCUGUACCAUGGAGGCAGAGAGCAGGCCGAGAGCAGUGGGCCCUGGCAGCUGCUCCUGUGCAGCUCCUGCGCUGCUGAGGGCACCCACCGACAGUGCUCCCACUUGAAUGACAACACAGCCACGUGGGAGUGCAACAGCUGUGCUGCCCUGCGUACCGCCUCCAGUGCCAACACCGAGCUUGCUGGGCCCUGCACUGCCAGCGAGAGGGCUCCGGGACCGUCCCCGGCAGCUGCUCGCAGGAGACGUCCCAGGCAGCGCGGAAGAAGCCGCACACGAAGCCGCUCCCCGCUGCGAGGUCGGGCCCCGAGUUCCCGGAGCCGGCCAAGAAGACGCCGUGGCAGCCGGCAAACGCCAGCCCCAGGGCAGCGGAGCGGCACCCGGUCAAGGUCUGCCACUUCGAGAUCCCCGAGGGCUUCCAGAGUGCCCGGACGCAGGGGACCGUCCAGGCAGCGACGGCGCACCCGCACCCGCAGCCCUCCUCCGCAGAGACGUCGGGCUCAAAAUUCCCGCAGCUCACGCCAAGGAGGCAGCAGGACACGGGCUCAACGGCGGAGGACAUCGCGGGAAUGA
Lagopus muta (rock ptarmigan) is the source of this 1428-nucleotide messenger RNA. RefSeq names its product PHD finger protein 7-like. The transcript is spliced from 10 exons. The coding region runs from base 1 to 1428 and encodes 475 amino acids. Gene Ontology annotation, cellular component: nucleus. NCBI's taxonomy places the organism in Eukaryota, Metazoa, Chordata, Aves, Galliformes, Phasianidae. The record is from RefSeq and is a predicted model, not a curated record.